AUGUGUCAUGUGCUUGCUAAGGUAAUGUUUCAAAACACAUACUUUCCUACUGGGUGGUAAAGUUCACUGCAAUGUUGCUCAAACAUUUAAACAACUGGAGAAAUUCACUUGAUAGACAUUAUGUUGUUAUUUUAGCUUGAUGCUUUUGACAGUCAAAGUGUCCAGGACUUCCUGCAGCAGAGGGACAUCUGUGUUAUAUGUGUCAGAAAUGUGUUAGUAAUGUAUCUGCAUAAUCGUAAGGGGCGCUGUGGAGUAGCAACUCCCACUGGGAGACAGAUGGCAGCGGCCACAGAAGAACGAGGCGUGUGCUGGCUCUGCACAUUCACCGUAGGGCCAGAUCUCAACACCUCACCCCUUUCGAUUAAUCAAGUCUGCCUUGGUUAUUUAAGGCCCCAGAUUAAUCAUGCAGGAUAACUGAGGUGAUAGAUUAGGGUUAAAGGAAAGUUGGGGGGUUUGAAAGGAAAAGGUUUAUUCAGUGGAAAGUUUGGCCCUGCAGCCAACAAUCAUCUGACCGCAGAAUUUACAUAUUCAUCAGUGGGACAAAUUCUCGCCACUCGUCAUGUGAUAUUUUGACAUGAUGAGCGGCGUCUGAUCUGCCCGACCAUAAAAAGGUGGAUAAAGGUCAGAGACCACUUAAGUUAGCCCUCUUCCCAUGUAAGAUGAGAAUGAUACUAUAGGUGCUGAUAAUACAGAGGUGUUAAUAUGUAGGAGUGCCAUUUUUAAAAUGAUUGGAAGGAAAUGAUGUAAACCUCCUUAAAUGACUUUUUUUUUAAUCCGAGGUGGCAAGAGUGUUAAUUCAUUCUGUGUGAGGCAGUGAGAGCGUGAGAGCAGAGCUCUUCAGGCCUCUUCACUGCUAAUUUAACUUCCUUAUGUGAGAGGAUAUGCAUACAUCAACACUCAACACCUCAACACUUGCAAUUGGCGGGACUGGAGGAGUAUGUGUGUGUGUGUGUAUGUGUGUAUGUGUAUCUGUGUGUGUGUGUGUGUGUGUGUGUGUGUGUGUGUGUGUGUGUGUGUGUGUGUGUGUGUGUGUGUGUGUGUGUGUGUGUGUGUGUGUGUCUGUGUGUGUAUCGGCAGAACAUUGGCACUGAAUCCAUACAAGGAGCCAUUUAAUAUAUGUCGUUUCUUUGCCAUGCUGUGUGAAUGACGGCUGAUAUAAAGAGUUAACUUUUGUUUAUGAAAACAUGUGUCAUGCCCCAUUGUGUGUCCAUAAGUGGCUCUUUUUCUGCAGGUCUAUCAGUGUAAUCACAGCUUUAGGUCUGAGUGAAUAAAGGCUGUCUUGUUCAUGAGCAGUGCAUUCCUUCUACGCUGCAAUAACAAGUCCUCGCUUUGCUAAUGAGUGUCUAAAGUGAGACAGUCUGGUGUGCUGUUAAAUGGCAGGCAGAGCUGUGAGGAUCUUAUUCUAACACUUAAAGCUGACUUGAUCUUCUGUCUUUACUCCUGCCAGCUGCUCUUUGCUCUGACAGACAUGAGCACAUUCCUUGGAAAGAAGAUUCUGGUUGAGCCAUUUAUCUGCCAAUCAAAAACCAAGGGGGUCAACAACCCCCUCCACCUCCACCACCCGGAUCGCAUGCCCUCACAGCCCCGGCUCGCCAUGCACCGUUGGGCUGCAGAUGAACCCUGCCGCAUGUGUGUUGAUGUAGGAUCAUUUGAGCAUGUCAGCACACAGUGAGUACAGCACGUCUAUAAGGGGCCACAGUUAAGUUUACACUAAUUAAUGGGCCUGAACUUUUCAAGGCAAUGCAUAGCUUUCCAGGCAGUGGGACCGAAUUCUAUAUUUAAAUCGUAGAUGCAGCAGGGUUAUUUCGAGCCGGGAACAUUACCCAACACAUUCUCAUUUUGCUGAAUCCAAAUGAAAAGUGCCACCUGAGUGCACAGAUUGGAAGACUUGGAGGGCACUUGUUUCUACCCUUCAUAGGAACAUCUGUUAAAUUUUAAAAGACUUUGAAUAUUUUUCAGCAGAAAAAUGACUCUACUGUGGCUUUUGGUUCAGUCAAUGAAUUUUCUCUGCCUUGAUUGCAGGAGUCUGUAGGAAAUGGGCUUUUAAUACAAACAUUAAUUUUUUUAGUUUUGAACAAAACCUUGAAGAUGGGGAAAAUUUAUUUUUAAUUCAAACUAAAAAGAUUAACCUGUAUACAAAUUAAUUAAUAAAUGAUACAUUUUUUGUUUUUUCUCCAUCUCCCCUGAUGGUUUGUGGUGCAAACCUGACGACCUGACAGAACUUAAUUCUUACUAUUUCCACGUGUUGUGGGAAGUAGGCAUUAGUACAUAGUACCUGAUAGACAUUUUACAUACAGAUGGAUGGAUGCAUUCAUGCUUCAAAAUUAGAUCUGCCUUUAUUUUCCCAAAUGUGCUGUCUCAUCAGGCAAGUACAAGAGACCAAGCAUUUAAUUGGGACCUACUUCAGUUUUACAGUGAGUGUUUUACAUUUUUCUUUUUAGAGACAAUUAUCAUUUUUAAAGUUUAUUAAUGUAUCAUGAUUCUCAGUUUCUAAUCUGCAGAUAUAAAAGUUAUCAGGCUAAUAUUAUAUUACACUAGAGAGCAGAGUUGGUGUUGGCACUAACAGGCUGUAAGUACAUUGGCUGAUGAAAAACAAGGAACUGCAGUUUAAAAAGUUUCUUUCUUUUUUAAUCUAAGAGCACAAAACACUUUCUAUCUUUGUCCUUGAUAACGAAGUUGUAGGGUUUUAUCAAAAUUUGAUUUAAUUCAAGACAUAUAAGGUUGUUGAACAAAUAAAGAGGAGUAAUGUUUGUUACUCAUUGUUAUGCUGCCUGUCCUGACUUACAAAACUCUUGUGAUCCCAGCGAGGUUUCCUGUCUAAUGAGUAAGUAAGAAGUCAGUUAAUGCAGUUUGCUAUCUCGCAAGGCUCUGUAUACAUACCAUGUGUCUGUACUGAAAUGAAAGGACACACAUAUGUUGAAGGGUACUGUGACAUUUCACAAUAGCAGUCUAAACUGAGCUAACACUCCUAAACAAUGUCACACCUGAUUGUUGGCUCAUCCCUGCCUGUGCUUACUGAGGCUUGUCCAGCCGCUCUCCUGGGGUUUAGUGAAGCACUGCUUCAGGGACAGGAGAGAGGAAUGGCCUGCUGAGAGGGGUGGGGUGAGCAGCAUUAUAGGGGUGCUGAAAUUUGUGCUCUCAGAAGACUUUGUCCCUCUCCCCUUCUCAGCAGGGCCCUGUUGCCACCUCCCCCCUGCCUCCCUCAGCCUGUCUUCCCUCCCUACAUGACAGAGGAGCCGCCGGAGCAGCUGGGGUUAGGGAUACUUGUCAGCAGGGUGAUCGUGUGUCCUCUGAGUCUGUCCCCUGUCUGUCCCAUAGCCACGUCGACUGACAGCCAGCAUCAGCUGAUUAUCGCCCCGGGCGCAGUAAAAGAAGCCCACUUUGGCAGUGACAGGCUUAUGACUUGCAAGACAUGCUGAUAUUGAGUAACCGGCACUUCAUCCAGGGGCUCAGGCGGUGUUACUCUAGCCUUGAGAACACACUACUGGGCAGAUAGUCUGACACAUUAGCAAUCUGUGUAAGGUUAAAGGAUCAAAUCAUAGCCACGGUCAUAAAUUGCAUCUGUUACCCGUACAAGAUGUUUAUGUGUUUGGGGGCUGUAAUUGAACUUUAUAGCUCCUUUGAUAAGCAGAGCAGAGAAAUUGCAUCCAUCUGAAUGUGAUUCUAAUCAUGUCCACAAACACAUGGCUAAUAGAUCAUUAAACUAAAAAGGUUUACUCAUCAUUAAACCGGUGCUUUGCUAUGUUUGAAUAAGUUAUAUUGCUGACCGAAGGCAAGUGUGGAAAUGAUAGUAUACGAGCAUGGCACUCUGAAAAGUUAUUUUAAUCCCUCCUGACCAGUGGUGCUUGGUGUUUGUGUAUUUUGAGAAUCUCUGAGAGGUUAACACCCCCUGUGCUCAGAAGCUCAGACAGACUACUGGUGUCUGGUAUCAAGUUGAAUUAAAGCUAUGUCAACACAUUCAGUCAGCGGGGCUUACAUUACAGAGGCCCCUCAUUCGUCUCUUAUCUGAGGCACAGACAGAGAGUCAACAUUUCACAUACACACAAACACACACUAGAUAUUCCCUGUUCUUUUUCUUCUAGAUAUAUUUUUGUGUUAAAAUUUAAAUGAGUUUGGAAAUCUUUCUAUUGUCUGCCGUGAGGACAUGUUUGCCUUGUUUACAAUGUGCAAAGAUUAGAAAGCACUGAAAGACAUUAUUUAUUGAUGGAAUCAAAUUAAAAGUCUCAUACUUGCUCUCCAGAGCUUCAGCGUGGAGUUGAAUUAUUAAGGAGGAGUUUUUGGGGUUGUGUGCUGGUUGAAGUGUUGUUCUUGAGCGGCAGACAUUGUAACCGUCCCCCCUGGCUGAGUGUGUUGUUGUGUCCCCUGCCCCGGGCCCUCACACUUCACACUAACAGUAACUGACUACCUCUGGCUUAUGCUGUUAUGUAAAGAAGGCUGGUCAAAUAGGAGAAGGGGGGCUGCUGCCUGCCCACCUGGGGAAGUCAUCGUGAAUGAGGCGACGUCGUUGUCAUCCUCAGAGGUCCCCCGUUGUUCUGCUGAUUGCCUGUGUGUGCAGCUUGUUAGGCUGCUGAAAGCAUCGUGUUUAGCCCCAGAGACGAUGGCUUGAAGGUGACAUCUGUCUGGGAGCAGGAGGGGAGAGGAGAGGAGAGGAGAGUGCUGCGCCACGCUGCUAUAAAUACGCAGCAGCCGUGACAGCUCACAGAGAAAGCAGCUGAGGAGAGGAGCUUUGCAAUGCUGCAUACCUCCUAGUGACCCUGUCACUUCCACAGAGGUCUUAAUUAUUCUGCACUGGCAGCUCCCCUCUGCUAGCUGCUCAAGCUCUGACACACAGGGGCUUGUCAGAGGAAAGGGCCACACUGUUCUCAAAAACAUACUGCACCCAUAGAACAUGUAAACAGUAGUUUGGUUUAGUGUAAAAGCGGAGCCUGUCAUUUAGGUUUUAAAUUAGGAAACCCUUGUGUUUUUCUCUCGCACACUUCUCGGCAGUUUGUCGCUGCUCAUCCUGUGAUUAUUUUGUAAUAACUCCUGAAAAAGCAAACUCAUGACCAGAAUUUGUCCACUUUUGGUUUUGCUUUCUUCAGUCGCUCCCAUACUGCUCAAUACUCUCUGUUCCCUCUCUGUUUAUUGUUUUACAAGUGUUAUUUAUGAUCACCCCUUACACCUUUUUUGUGAUCUGUCACUACAAAUGUCUUCACACAAGUGAUUCAGUUGGACAUGCAGUUUCUAAUCUUAUACUCAGGGUUGCAGUCCAUAAAACAAGUCAUAUUUUAGCAUAGUGUGAAUGACCUCUGUUACCUUGCGAAUGACGCUAGUGACUCUAACGGCUGCUGCUGGUAUGGAGGUACAUCUUUAUCACCUUUGCAGGCUUAGAGGCAACUUAUAAAUGGGGCUAGUGUUUCCACACUCAGGUUUCAGUGCGGUCAAGGUCACAGAGUAGUUCCUGUUACACAUGCACUUCACUGACACUGACAAGAAGCGUUUGGUACUCAUCUUAAUAUGAAAUAAGGAAACCGAUCGUUGUUUAAUAAUAAAGCUACUCUUAAUUAACAUCGUACCCUCCUGUAUGUCACAUGAUUUAGACGUUAUUUUUGCUGCAAUUUAAUUUCUCCCCACAUCCCUGUCAAGAUUAGUGUCUACUACUCACCCUGAAAUAAUUCCUCAUGUUGUUCCUGCCGCCAUGCCCAGCAUCCUGCCCUGACAAUGACGAAUAUUGUUGUGUUACUGUUAUCAGGGCCCAGUUGUGUACUUCUGCAGGAGUAUGUGGGUGUGUGUGUGUGUGUGUGUGAGUGUGUGUAUGUGUGUGCGGCACUAACUGGCACCAGUGGAUAGAUUACCUAAUACAGUCCAAGCACGUUAUUAGACCCCAGGGCACUGGCUAAGUCACUCUGAGUUCUGUUUCUGGCCUUUUAAUUAUUCAUCAAGGUAUUGCCUGGGAUGUAACCUCAAUUACUGCGGGCUGCGGGGCCAGGUCACGUGUUGUUAACACUGCGCUGUGAUCAGAGCCACCACAGGGAAGGUUGCCAACGGGAAGAAGUGCUCUGUGGCUUGGCACUCCACCCACCGCCACUGAUUGGCUCACAUUUAGCAGGAUGCUGGCUGCAAUGAGGGCAGGGAGGGGGGAGGGGCAUUCCUCAGAUUCCCUGUGGCCACAACGGGGACAGGAGGAUGGUGUAAAUACAGUAAAUCAAAGCUUGAUUGGUGUGAUCAGCGUGGUGUGAGCAGCAGUAUGAGGCUGAAGGAGAGAGGAGGGAGAGGAACAGCUGAAGGUUUUAAUGAGCCAAGAGGAGGGUGAGAUGUGAGCUUUUUCUCUGGGGCCCACCUGUAGUGGGCAGACAGGCUGUGCACCUGCAGUCCUGGCGCCCUCAGCACUCAGAGCAGAGGGGGAGAAGGGAACUGGCAACCCAGCAGCACUCAACAGAAGGACACAGGGAUGAGAGGCUGGUCUGAUUUGAGUGGCUGGAGGGUGCCAGAACCAAGGACUUUUUCUAUCAAAAGCUCCCUGUUCCAGUGUUUUCAUGUUGAAAUUAGGGAAUUAUUUCCCCUUUAUUUUUCGUGCUUAAAACAAAAACAGGAAAAUAAAGCCGAUUGAACGUCCCUGCCUCUCAAUUUGCACCUUAAUAGGGCAUCUGCAUUCCAUUAACAUCCAUAAAGUGGAACCGCUAGAGCAGAAUUUUUGCACUUCCAUCAGAAACAAGGAGAAUGAUCAGACUUUCCAUUUCUCGGCUGAUUUGUGGCGAUCGUGUGCGUCUGUCCCUUGUGCCUGCAUCGCUUUGACAACCAUGCCAUGCAUAUCCAGGUAGUGAUAAUGAGAGCUGCUGUCAUGGCGAUCUAUGACUAACAGCAGUUUCACGCUGUGUUAAAUCAGGACUUCUGCCUUGUCCGGUCUGCCCCCGGAGGCCGCACCUACCGUCACUAUCUGAUAACCAGGCCUCCAUAUCCCACGAAUUAGGACAUAAAAAAAGAGAUGAUUAUCAUAUGCCGACAAAUGCAGAUAUUUUUACUUCAUGUGUCACCCUCAGCAUGGCACAAAUAAUCCACCAGCCCUUGAUGUUUUACUGCAGUGAUUCAGUGUGACACCUGCCAAUUGUGCUGCUGUGAACUCGGUGAACUGGUUAAAUAUACAUCAUGCUAUAUUGAAGGCUUCACACCGUUUCACUGACCUACAGGUGGUUCUUGUGUAUCAAGUGAUACGGGGAGGGGAGAAGAAAACUACCAGCUACUUAAAUUGGAAGAAAAAAACAAUUGGAUAUUUUUUGCAUGUGUUUUAUGUCACAGUUAUCAGACCUCUCAGGCUGCUGUCCUGCUAGUUUUCUAUUUCCUUCAGUACAGCAGCCUAUAUUGAUUUUCAAGUGUCUUUGUAAGUUUUAAAACGACUUGUAUGUCUAGAUUUAACACAUUCUGAAUCUGAGUAAUGUUAUCCUUUUUAAAUAUGGUCAUACAUUAUAUAUGUAGUCACAUAGUCUAUAUGAACUUUACAUGAAAUACAGUUAAACUCAGGGCUGGGCGAUAAAUCGAAAACUUACCAAUACCGAAAUUUACGACAAUAACCAACGUCAUUUUGCCUAUAUCGGAAAAUUCUGUGUUAAAAAAUAAAAAUGUAUAAAUGUUGGUUUUUGGUUGUGUGUAGGUAGGCUAUGGUCUCAUGUCCCUUUAAAACGCUGUCCUACAUUGGAGACGUGACUCCACCCCAUCCAGUCUGUAACAAAGAGGGAAAGUCAGGUGAGGAGAUGGAGGACGGUUCAAAAGUUGUAGCGACUGGAGCGGCAGCUGAAGUAGAAGAAGUUAAUGUGGGAGGGGGUGAGCAGCUUGUGGAGUAGUUAUCAUCAAUUUAUCGUUAUCGAGGUGAACAGGUGAAAUUAUCCACUUCCCUGUAGUAUUGGGCAGUUUUUCAUGUUUCAAUCCAUUCACAGAGAAAUGUACUUCCUUGUAAUGGACUAUCAUCCAUCGAUUUACAGAUCCACAGAUUUCUGUUACAUUCAGUAUAUAAGAACAUAAUGGCCACUAAGCACAGAUGUCCUUUACAUUAGAAUGGACGUCAAACUGUGCAGCCAUUAGGGGGUGCCAUGCAGUGUUUCAUCAGCUAAAAUUAAAGCUACAUCGGAGAAAAAAGAGAAGUUUCUGAUGAGACACACACUUAAGGUGAAAGGAGUAUUCAUUGUGUGAAGAAAAAGGCAAACCUUGUAUUUAUGUUUUUGGUUUCGAACUCGCAAAAUCUGUCUUCCAAAAGUCACUCCACUUUCCACAGAACUGUUAGCUUAAAUGCUUGACACUGCCCCCUCUGGUUUUCAGUAGUAUUGCAACAUUUGUUCUGUGACCAUAAGUGUCCAGAAAUUAUGCAUGCGGAGUACAGGCAGAAGGUUUAUUCUGUAUCAGUAAGUGCAUCAGAUGUUGGGCAUAAAUGAGUCUUGAAUCAUAAAGUUGUCUAUCAUCAAUAAGGAAAGCAAAUUAUGAGGGUUGAUAUGCUUUAAUUUUACAAUGUCAUCUAAAAAUGUGUCUGUUUAUCAAUUAUCAGAAUACUAGCAGAUUAUUUUGGUUUCAGCAACUAACUGACUGAUGGAUCCACCUCAAUAGCUGCUGUCCUAAACAUCAUAUCAUCAUAUCUGGAGACAAACUGUUUUGUCUGAGCCCUGCUGCUGUUAACAACUGUAUUGUAUUACACCCAGAGGAGACAAGCAGAUGUCCCACAGAAGAGCUGCUGGAGCUCUGUGCAGGCAGUCAGUCCUCAGGGGGGUGCAGUCAACAGGAAGCAGCUCCAGAUGGGACAUCCCGUGUCAUAAAUAUUGUGUGAAUUGUACUGGCUGUAAUGACACAUGCCUUCUUCUGCUACGCUUCUAA
Messenger RNA from Xyrichtys novacula (pearly razorfish), 8835 nucleotides. The record is from the annotation of a GenBank genome assembly. NCBI's taxonomy places the organism in Eukaryota, Metazoa, Chordata, Actinopteri, Labriformes, Labridae.